GAUAAUGACCGGCAUUCUAUAAAUUAUCCCUUAAUUAUUACUUGGUUCUUCUCAAUGCUGUAGACUACAUUCGUAUUCGGUUGCUAAGCGACGUCAACGACUUUGGUGAAUUAUUUCUCUGCUGAUCAACGCUACGAAUGAUAACAAAUACAUCGGAAAAAGACACACUGUGUGAAGUUAUUUUUUCGAUUUGGCUAGUAGCCAUUACUAAUAAUACCAAUACUCUUUGCCUGGGAUGAUGAGACAUCAGACAAUCAAGUCAUUUUAGCCUGAAUGCAUAGGUAAGAAGCACCAGAGCAGGUUGCUAGUACCAUGGACAGUAUCAGAACGAUAACCUGUUGAACUAAAUGGAUGUGGUAGGCUACACCACGGGAUGCAUCUGCAGACCACUGCCACAUAAAUAAAGACACAGUCCCCCGUCUCCUGGAGAGGCAGGAGCAGCAGCAGCCUACCUAUGUCGCCCUGAGCUAUGUCAACAGACACAGUCCCCCGUCUCCUGGAGAGGCAGGAGCAGCAGCAGCCUACCUAUGUCGCCCUGAGCUAUGUUAACAGCGCUGGGGAAGGCCUGACUCGGAGCCUCCACACACCCGGCACGCCAGCGGCAACCAGUCACCCCACCCAUGAACUCCUCCUCCUCCUACCACAGCAGUACCCCGACAGGUAGCGAGUGUGAUGAGGAGAUGGACUACAAGGACUCAGACAGCAACGAGUCCUGGACCAUGGAGAGCGCCAUCAGUUCUGAGACCAUCCUCGGCUCCAUGGGCAUGAACGGGAAUGUGAAUGGGAUCAAGUACCAUGCGAAGAACGGCCACAGGAACCAGAUCAGGGCACGCAAGCCUUUCAAGUGCCACUGUGGGAAGAACAAUAAGGCGUCUCAGGGCCUCCGGCAUCACACCAUCCACUUCCACCCGCCGCUCUCAGCUGACAUCAUCUGCAAGAUGUAGCAGUGAGGUGGAGAAGGUGGAACCAGCAACCACCUGACACAAAAUCACCAGCCACCACAGGCAACCAACUCUCUCUUUCUCUCUCUGGCCUCGGUUAUGCUUGUCUUUUAAGUGAGACUUUUGUGAUUAGAUCUCUCCAGGAUGGGUAAGGCCUAGCUUUCGGGCACUCUCAGAUCAGAUCUAGGUCGCAUUUUGAUCGAAUAGGCAGGGUUGCAUAUGGUUUGGCUCACACUUAAAUAUUUGGUAACAACAGAUAACUCUGUAAGCCCCCUGCCCUGAAUGCAUAAAACAGGAAAGCAUGUUGCAAGUUUGUUUCAUAAUCAAAAAUUAAUAAACAUUUGUAUAGCCUACAUGA
Messenger RNA from Gadus chalcogrammus (walleye pollock), 1299 nucleotides. Its product is annotated as juxtaposed with another zinc finger protein 1-like. The transcript is spliced from 6 exons. The record is from RefSeq and is a predicted model, not a curated record. The coding region runs from base 621 to 944 and encodes 107 amino acids. Gene Ontology annotation, cellular component: nucleus. Lineage: Eukaryota; Metazoa; Chordata; Actinopteri; Gadiformes; Gadidae.